Molecule: messenger RNA, 1959 nt
Organism: Mangifera indica (mango)
Lineage: Eukaryota; Viridiplantae; Streptophyta; Magnoliopsida; Sapindales; Anacardiaceae
Product: F-box protein SKIP23-like
Exons: 2
Coding region: 455-1624 (389 amino acids)
Molecular function (GO): protein binding
Source: RefSeq, a predicted model, not a curated record
UUCUUUCCUGCCAUUUGAAUUUUAUAACUGUUGCAUGUCUGGUGGAUUUUCCUUUUCCACCACAUGCGGUGAAGUUCGAAAAUGAGAUGGGAAUCCAAUCAAUAGAAGAAGAAGACAAGCCGCAAAUUUGGAAAAAUUGGUGAGAAAAGCACGUAAUAGAGAGAAAAGGAGGUGGAGUGAUAUUAUUGGUCAUACGAACCUAUGCCACCUUCAAUUGUAUUUGCACACUUCUUCAUUCUGGAACUUUCUUGCUUCUUACAUCUUGCUUCUUGUUCUCCGCAGCCUGGGCUUAAUUAAAUAAGAUUGUGGUUCUCAUUUUGCAAUUCAUUUCACUAUAUUUGUAACAAGAACCACAAGUUAUUUUGUAUUUUCAUACAUUUUGUUUCACUUUCUCUCUACUUUCCUUCACUUUCCCGAGAAAGAAAAAAAAACUUAAACUUUUCUUCAACAUAACAUGGCGGACUGGUCCGGACUCCCGAAAGACCUCCUAGUCCUAAUCGCUAAACGCUUAGAUACCUCCGAUGAUCUUUCUCGUUUCCGCUCCGUCUGCUCCACAUGGCGGUCCUCCGUUGCACCGAAACGCCGCCGUUUCUCCGGCUGUGUUCCGAUGCUCCCGGACGACAACACUAAUAUUUCCACCGAUUCUUGUGGACUCCCCCUAUCGAAAUGCACCGUUUUUCUCGUCCAAUCACCGCAAAGGGCGACCAGUUGGCUGAUUAAAAUCGAAGAAGACACGCAUAAUCAAAAGCGAUUGAUAUAUCCUCUGAAUCGACGCCGUCUUGACUUCAGAAAGGUAUUAGAUGUUCGAAAUCUUAGUAUCUGUGAAAUCGGGCAUGGAUAUGUUCUUAAUUACGUACAUUGCCACCAAAGUUCGAAGGUUGCCUUGAUGCAUAUUGGUAAUAGUAAAAGCGAUUCUGAUGGUUUCGUGUUGCUUACUGUUCAUGUUUCUGGUGAAUUAGCCAUGUUUAAAAGUGGGCAUGAGAAAUGGACAAUAUUACAACACAUGCAGUCUCCAUUCGAUGAUGUGAUAGUGUAUAAAGGGAGAUUUUAUGCGGUUGAUAAUACAGGAACGACUGUAAUUGUUGAUUGUUCAGGUUGUAGUGUGAAUUUAGUUGAAAGUCCUGUGUUUGGUGGUGGUAAGAAGUAUUUGGUUGAGUGCAAGGGUGAUUUGUUGUUGGUUGAUAUGUCUCGUAGGAUUGAUGCUGCCAUAUUUGGUCCAUAUAUGGAUUGGUUGCAACCACCUGUUUAUAAGUUGGAUGAGGAGAGGAAGGAGUGGACUAAGAUGACCGAUUUGAAGGAUGAUUUGUUGUUUUUGGGUGAAGAUUGUGUUUUUUCAGUGUCUGCCAAUAAGCUUGGUGUGAGUAGAGGGAAUUGCAUACUUUUUGUUGAUAAUGUGUAUGGUUCGAGUGAGGAUGAGGCAGAUGAUGAUGCUCAUCGUCGGGUAGGUGUAUUUGAUCUAGAGACUGGUCGUAUUGAGCUGUUAGGAAAUUACCCUGAACUUUCCAAGCUGUUUUGGCCACCUCCUGGUUGGACUUUUUCAAGCAUAGUGGAACAUGACAGAAAAUGCGAGGCUAAUGAUGGACACCAUGGCAGACAGCAAGCUGUAGGAAAGGUAGCAGCCUAACAUGUGUACAGAAAAGAAACUGCAACAUCAGCACAACAGAGCCAGAGGACCAUGAGUAUAUGCAGAUUUGAUGAUGUGGCAACACAGGAUUGGCAAAACAUUUAUGAAGGGAAAGAGAGUGAUAUAAACCUAGGGAAGAAGAAGAAAAUAGAAGAAUAGGCAGUGAGGGAGAGACCCAGCCUCUCAAAAGCUGGAGGAAGAUUGAGUUGUGUUGAUUCUCAGUGGUUAUAUUUUCUGUGAUUUGCUUUUAAUGAAACUAAAUGUGCCAGACAGUUAAUUUGAACAAUCUGUAUUUCAUUUCUCAAGUGUUAAAUACAAAAUCUUUGUUUGUCUUA